This is a messenger RNA of Pedinophyceae sp. YPF-701, 573 nucleotides long. NCBI's taxonomy places the organism in Eukaryota, Viridiplantae, Chlorophyta, Pedinophyceae. The record is from the annotation of a GenBank genome assembly.
AUGGCGGAGGGUGGCAAGCACAACCUGGAGCGGGCGUGGACGCUGUGGUUCGACGACCAGAACCAGGGGGGCAGGAAGGGCGCGAACGAGUGGGGGAGCACGCUGAAGCCGGUCUACAGCUUCCGCACGGUGGAGGACUUUUGGUGCCUGUACAACAACAUCGUGCAGCCGAGCCAGCUCGGCGGCCGUGCGGACAUCCACCUUUUCAAGGAAGGUAUUCAGCCGAAGUGGGAGGACCCGGAGUUCAAGAACGGCGACGAGCAGCAUGGCGGGAAGUGGACGUUCGUGGUGAAGAGCAAGACCAUGCUCGACGAGCACUGGCUCAACACCGUGCUUGCUCUAAUUGGCGAGCAGUUCAACGACACGGAGGAGAUCGCGGGCGCGGUGGUUUCGAUCCGUCCGAAGCAGUGCAAGCUCUGCUUGUGGACCAAGCUGGAGACGAACGAGGAGGUGCAGACGAAGAUCGGCAUGCAGUUCAAGGAGACGCUGCAGCUGGGCGACAACGACCGCGUCACCUACCAGUUCUUCGCGGACGAGAUGAACAACAUGCGCCGGGACGUGUACAUGACUUGA